This is a messenger RNA of Cylicocyclus nassatus, 705 nucleotides long. The record is from the annotation of a GenBank genome assembly. NCBI's taxonomy places the organism in Eukaryota, Metazoa, Nematoda, Chromadorea, Rhabditida, Strongylidae.
AUGAUUACUGUAUUUGUGUAUUUUUGCGUAUUUGCAUCGCUGCUCGGGCGGUUCGGCUUCGCUGUUGACGUAUUCUGCGGAAAUUUGACGAUUUUCGAACAGCAGCGAUUUGGCGCCAAUUCGGUCGCGCUAUCGUCGCAAGAGACCAGCGAUUUGAAACAAUGCCUCGAGCUUUGUUGCUCUGUUAUAAACUGCCGAGGAGUGACAUUCACUGGUGUUAUAAUACCUCAUAAAGGAGAGCCGAAUUGCCUUUUGGUCGCAUGUCGAGGAGAAUCUUGUGAAAUGAACGAACGGGCAGAGUAUAGCGACGGGUUAAUCUCCGUACUCAUCGACAGGACUCAGGUGGAACCAACAGUUUCUGCCAACUUUUCGCUAUUGCAUUCGACUACAGUGGCAUUUGACGCUACUACGACAGAUGCAUUCGAAACCUCUUCACCGAUCUAUUCUACCGUAACCCCAUUCGGCUCCAGUACGGUACCUUUCGAAGAAAACACGACUACCGCCACUCAUAAAGCUUCUUCAAUGGCACUGGCCCCUGUAUGGGCAGUGGGGCUGGCCAUCGUAAUCGCAGUGGUUUGUGUUGGGCUGAAUCUCGGCUUACUCUCAGCUUACAUCUGCUAUCGACGACAGAAUUCACGGAAGCAUACGAUGCAAAUCACGGCCAACAAAGGGCCGACGCUGCACGCCUACAAUCCCACAAUCUAA